CCACUAGGCUACCUGAGUGUAGCCCAUAAGGGAAAUAGCAAGUGGAAUAAUUUACCUGCUGCGCAACCUGGCUAUAGAAUGGUUUGUCCUAGUCGAGUCCCAUAGUGUUGUCCUUGCUUGCGAUUGGUCAUCUCCCAACUGUUACACAAGACAUGAACAUGAUUUGUGUAUGCAGCAUGUACCGCAUUUGUGUUGAGCACAUUUUGCCUUACAGUUUACGUCAAAAGGUACUAGUGUAGUAAAUUAAACUGACCUCUACAUUUACAUGGUGUAAAUAAUGAGUGGUACAUCCUACAUGCAUUAAUUAUGGAAAAUGUAGUUUGACAAAGUACAUGAAGUCGUCCUAGCAGUGUAUUGGAAGUAAUUGCAUACACUACAUAUCCGAGCUUGCACCGCGUCGACAGCAGUCGUGUGUUGGUUCUCCAAGAUGGCGUCGUUGGGAAGGAGGCGCGGUGUCCAAGUCAACAGGGAGAGGGGAGUGAUGGCGGCAACGGACUGCUACAUCGUUCACGAGAUCUACAACGGGGAGAAUGCGCAGGACCAGUUUGAGUACGAGCUGGAGCAGGCACUGGAGGCACAGUACAAGUACAUUGUGAUCGAGCCCACGCGCAUUGGCGACGAGACGGCCCGCUGGAUCGCCGUAGGCAACUGCCUGCACAAGAUGGCCGUGCUGUCUGGUACCGCCUGCCUCCUGACGCCGCUCUCACUACCGCCCGAGUACUCGCGCUACGUAGCACUGCCCACUGGUGCCCUCAGCGUGGCAUGCUCCACCCUCUAUGGAAUCUCCUGGCAGUUCGAUCCCUGCUGCAAGUACCAGGUGGAGUACAACAGCCAAAAACUCUCGCGGCUGCCCCUGCACACACUCACCUCCUCCACGCCAGUGGUGCUGGUGCGCAGGGACGACAUCCACAGAAAGAGACUCCACAACACGAUAGCGCUGGCCGCCCUGGCCUACUGUGCCAAGAAGAUCUACGAACUCUACGCGGUAUGAGCACACUCUGAAGAGGUUUUAAAAAUAUAUAUACAUCAGGAAAAGGAGUCCGCCAAGUGGAAGCCAUGCGCACAGUCGAGGGUUUGCCCCUAGCCCCCCCCACCCCACUUGAGCGGGUGCUUCAUUUUGAGCUGUUUGAUGGAUAUAGUUAAAUCUAGAAGGAAUUAUUUUUACCUUCUAAUUUUCUUUACUUGUAAGUGACAUCACCAGUGCACUUAUCCAUAUGGAACCCUUGUGCCUCUUCCCCAUCCCUGUACCCCUCAAUACACUAAGUUAGUGCACAAGGGUAGCUAAGUAAAAAUAAAUAGACUGAAUCGUGUUGCAGUUGAAAUGGACAGACUUAAGUAUUACCAACAUUUGUCUAUUCCUUGUAGUUUACCUGUAUCCCUUUCUUGCUGAUCAGUACGUCACCCUUUCAUUAAACAUUAGGAUAUUUCAAACUCUC
This is a messenger RNA of Oncorhynchus keta (chum salmon), 1436 nucleotides long. Its product is annotated as transmembrane protein 11, mitochondrial-like. The coding region runs from base 428 to 991 and encodes 187 amino acids. Gene Ontology annotation, biological process: inner mitochondrial membrane organization. The record is from RefSeq and is a predicted model, not a curated record. The transcript is spliced from 2 exons. Gene Ontology annotation, cellular component: mitochondrial inner membrane. Lineage: Eukaryota; Metazoa; Chordata; Actinopteri; Salmoniformes; Salmonidae.